AUCCCGGCGUGCCCCGCGGCGUCGCCCUAUUCCCCCAUCGUGCUCUGCGGCGCGCCGCCUCAAGUAGGAGGGGGGGACGGCGCAAGAUGGCGGCGCGAGGCGGUGGGCCAGGCGCUGAGGCGGCCGCGGGCGGGGUGAACGUCUUCGCCAACGACGGCUCCUUCCUGGAGCUCUUCAAGCGGCACAUGGAAGAGGCCGCAGCGGCCGGCGGGAGGAGUGGUGCGGGAGCGCAGGGGACCGAGAAAGAGGCCGAGCCGCGGACGGAGCCGCCUGGGGAGCAGGAGCCUGCGGGGAAGAAGCGGAGCGGGAGCGCCCUUAGCUUCGUGGGCAAGCGGAGAGGGGGCAGCAAGCUAGCCCUGAAGACAGGAGUGGUAGCCAAGAAACAAAAGACAGAGGAUGAGGUUUUGACAAGUAAAGGAGAUGCAUGGGCCAAAUAUAUGGCUGAAGUGAAAAAGUACAAAGCCCACCAGUGCAGUGACGAUGAUAAAACCCGCCCCUUGGUGAAAUAACCUUCGGCUGGACUGUCUCUGAUGUACAUAAUUAUUUAAAACAGAGAAGGAAAAUAGCUCUGCCCACAGACUGAGUGCUGCCAUGGCAGCAGGUGACUUGCCAUACUUUUAUACCUGGGAGAGCUUCCUUCAUUGGUUCAUUUAUUGUUUUCUUCCCCCCAUCCUGAGAACUAAGAACUUUGACUUAGUUGCUGAUUUUUUUUAAACCUGUAAUCCCCAAAUAGUGGAAGUGGUCUGUCAUGUUUUUCCUUGAAUCACCCAGCAAUAUACCUCUCCUAUUGCACCACAAGGCACACAGCCUUUGCUUAACAUUACUCCUGAAGUUUCCGCCAUGGGGUCAUCCAACUGACUUCAUCUCUGCCAAAUGAUAUCUUCCUAUUGAAGGUGAACUUAGAUGCAGUCACAGCUAGCUGAUCUGUGCUGCUGGCUGUAGUAACCCACUUUCAGCUUUCCUUAUCUGUAGCUGAUGAAAAAUGACUGCUGUGGAGUUUCUUGGUAUGCAGCAAGUUUGUGACUGCAUUUCUGCCUUUUUUUUUACCCAUUUCUCUUUAAUAUUGCAGUGGGUUGUGGGGGUUUCAUUUUGAAUUCCAGUUGCUGUUGCUUAAACCUGUUCUAGUUUUCUGCUGUGCAUGCUCCAAUCCAGCACCAGGGAUUAUUCUGUGCCUCUUUCCUAGCUAAGGAGGUAGAAACUUAUUCUGCACUUAAUUCUGUACCAUCAGCAUAUUAGAGAAAAACUGGUUAAAAUUACCAAAGGCUUGCCUAGGACAAAUGGAACUCCAAGUAUCAUGAUUUUAGCCUUUGACCAGCCCUUAUGUCCUUGUUUUGAAUUGUGUGCCUAGAGUUCUUGGACUGCAACCACAGGUCUGUGGCUGUUGGCUUGGUAAUAGCCUGCUGUGGACAUGACCUGCUUUUUUAUCUAUCCUUAGUGCUGCCAAUUGGAUUCUGUAUGCUAUUCUUGUUAAGUGUUCUGAGUGCUGAGAUGUAAUCCCUGGCACAGACAGCCAUGAAUUGUAUUGUUGCUGUGAGUGGCUGGACUCGACAGCUUUGUAGAAAAGCCUCUGGUAUAUUCCUUGCAAUUGUAAUGAAACUGAAAAAUGAGAAUAUUAAUUAGAUCUUCCAGAGAUCUAAUUAUAUCACUUCCAGUUUUAUUCUGGGGUGCAACGGGAACAACUUCUGAAUUGCUCCUUUGUUUUAGGGCUUUUUAAUGGAACAGGCACCUUUGUUGAGGACAGAAAAAUACCUGUAAGUGUUAAAUGUGCAACUCAUAUACUACAGGAGCACCAUUUGAGCUAAUCUACCAUCUGCUGUGAUAAGGCUAUCUGGAUGGUUAAUAAAUCAAAGUGUUUAUAAAAGAGCAUACAUCCCAGAUAUUCUAUAUACACUCUUUUACAAAAUGUCACUGGUUUCUGGCUCUUAGAACAUCUUUGGAACCUAUGUAGGAUACUUAAAGAUCCUUGAAGUGGCGAGAACAAUGUUCUUUUUUAAAAAGAAAACAUUAAGAACACUUGAUGGGAUUUCAGCCAGUUGGAGGCACUAUCUGCUGUUGAAUGUCUGAAGCAGCAGUAGAGGCUUGAAUAUUUCACUAGUGUUUGGUUAUAAGCAGUGGCAGUUUGCUUCCCUGUUAUAUGGUUAGGCUCACGUUAUUGCUUUUGACCUACACAGGUCAGCAUUCAAUGCCGAAAAUCACUCAGAAUACUGACUUUUAAAAAUAAAAACGUAUUGUGGAUA
This is a messenger RNA of Heteronotia binoei (common prickly gecko), 2237 nucleotides long. It is a transcript of the gene TRIR, whose product is annotated as telomerase RNA component interacting RNase. The record is from RefSeq and is a predicted model, not a curated record. Gene Ontology annotation, molecular function: 3'-5' exonuclease activity; 5'-3' exonuclease activity. The coding region runs from base 87 to 509 and encodes 140 amino acids. The transcript has 3 exons. NCBI's taxonomy places the organism in Eukaryota, Metazoa, Chordata, Lepidosauria, Squamata, Gekkonidae.